UUCACAUAACACAGAAGUAUCUAAUACUCACUUGACUUGAUGGCGAACCUCGGGCGUUACGUAGACAGAAGUCCUGGCUUGCGGGCUGCAGGAUUGGCAUCGACGGUGGAAUUUAAUGGUGCCAAGGAUUCUCUGUUCGUCGUGAGCUUGGAGGAGGAGGCGGAGAACCGUAUAAGGGCUCUAUGUCGUAAAAGCCUGCCCAAGCCAGCCAAACGAACUCCGAAGCUUCCUACCAAUCAAAUGGGAGACCUUCUCAACAAUCAGAACCAAGGACUUUUUGCCGAGUUCCAGAACAGAUUUCGCGAGAAUAUGUUCAUUAAAAAGCCGGCUUUGGGCCAGGCCACGGAAGCGAACUCAAAGCCGAGCUACGUGACCAAUUUGAGCCAUACGUUUGGUAAAGUCACCAAUUCGAAUUACACAGAUUCCCUGUACUCCAUUAUUUUGCCACCAAAACCUGCCGAGCAGGUCAAUCGAGAGUAUGCCGAAUUCCACGAUAAACAUAUCAUCAGCCAUAAUCACUACUUUCCCGCUGAGCAGAUUAAUCGACGAUACUCGCAGCCCUUUAAUCGAUUUAAUACCUUCGGCUUGCCACCUGCCCUUGAUCCUUCCGGCAUCAAGGUAAAACGCUGUUUGGAGGAGGGUGAGGAGCACUUAAAAAUAGUCAAGAAACCUCAAAAGGACCUCGACGAUCGCACCAAAGGACCAUUGGGCAAGAAGUAUUCGUGGUACCCCUACGAGAUACCAGAGAAUAUGACCUUUGGUCGCACGCUGCCUCGUGAAACCGAUGUGCGAUCUCUGCUAGAAUACACCUCGCCCUCAGUGAAGUCCGAGAAAUUGGCCAGUGCCGUAAGUCACCUGAACAUGCUGCGCAAAUUGCUCCAGGAGCGGGACGACUUCAAUAUGAACCAGGUGAUCGUGGCUCUUGGAAAAAGGGAUAAGGAGGGCAAUCGUCAGCUGCCACUCAACGAGAUUAUCAAGGUGUUGCACAAGCUAAGUAUUCCCGCAGAUGCGGAGAAGAUCCGCAACGCAGUGUCCCACUUUCAAUUGUUCGUGGACGAGGGAUGCUGCUCGGAAAGGGUGAAAUACGAGGAGUUAUGUGAUCUCCUGUCCAUCCUGAAGUCCCUGCCCUUGAUUGGAUCCAUUUCACCCAUGCCGAAGGCGAUCUACAACCAGGAUACCGUCUAUCGCCAGUUGUGUGCAGAUUUGAUGAAAAAACCCCCAGAGGCUCCGCACUUCAAACAUCCACACAAGACGCCCAUUCAACAUGACAUUGAUGACACGCGUGUCGGCGACGUAAUAAACCCGGAGGUUUCUACUUUAUGUGGCCUAUGGCCAAGUGAUUUCAAGGCAUUGCGUAGCAAGGAUGAAAUAGAACGAAUAUUCAAAGACAUCGUCCCGAACGAAGGCUUUCAAGCAAUCUGGCUGAGUCUAAUGGAUGAGCAGAAGGAUCAAAAUGAAAUGGCAUCCGUUGCACAAUUCCGUGCUCAGAUGAAGAAGUCCACUCAAUGAUUCCGAUUACUUUCAUUUAUAUUUUUAGAAGUGAUUUCUACACAUAGGUAGGUACAAACACAAUAUAUU
Molecule: messenger RNA, 1578 nt
Organism: Drosophila erecta
Lineage: Eukaryota; Metazoa; Arthropoda; Insecta; Diptera; Drosophilidae
Product: EF-hand domain-containing family member B
Exons: 3
Coding region: 40-1509 (489 amino acids)
Source: RefSeq, a predicted model, not a curated record